UCUUGGGAAGUCGGCUCGAAUGUAUACCGUGUGUAUUUAAAUCGUACGUACGCAAUCUCGAUAAUCUGUCGGAAUUAUGUUCAGUGUAAUAAAUGAUAAAAUACCUCAGAUUGUUUUCGCGUUAUCAGCGUCUCUGGGUGCGUUCGUCAUCGGCACAGUGCUCGGAUGGUCCUCGCCAACGCUGACGAUGUUGGAGAACGGGACCGCUGUUAGCUUCGAAGUGUCGUCCAUGGCCGCGGCGACCGCGUGCUCGCUGUUCGGCGUGGGCGCCGUGAUCGGCGCCGUCCCGGCUGGUGCCGUGUCGUCUGUGUUUGGCCGGCGCGUGUCACUCAUCGUCAGCGAGGCGCACGUGGUCUUCGGGUGGCUGAUGAUCGCGUUUCCGAAGGCCGCCCGGAUGUUGUACGUGGGCCGGAUAUUGCAGGGCGUUGGAUGCGGUGCAAUGUGCACCAUAAUACCCAUGUACGUCGGCGAGAUAGCCGAACCCGAGAUCCGAGGGUUUCUCGGCGGCUUAUACCAGUUGUUCGUCGUGUCCGGCAUCUUGUACUCGUACGUGCUGGGAAAUUUUUUGAGUUACAACCAACUCAACUUGGCUUGCGGCGUGUGGAUGGCAGUCCACAUACUCGGAGUGCUAUACAUACCGGAAUCGCCGUAUUUCCUGAUCCAGGAGAACAAAAAAGUCGACGCCGAAGAGGCGAUGGCCCGGCUCCGAGACCCCAGUCACGACUGCAAGUCCGAGCUCGACGAGAUACAGAAAUUCGUCGAAGAAGAGCAGAAGAACAGUUACACGGCGCGCGAAGUGCUCGAGAAGGACGUGAACCGGAGGGCGCUGACCAUCGGCAUCGGUUGCAUGUUUUUCCAACAGAUGACCGGCAUCAACGCUAUCAUAUUCUACAUGAAACACGUGUUCGAGAUUGCGGGAAGCGACAUUAGCCCCGAAGUUUCCACGACCGUUGUCGGCACCAUACAGGUGGUAAUGACAUUCGUGUCUAUGAUGAUCACGGACAAGUUCGGCAGACGUUCGUUAAUGGUGUACUCGAUGACUUCGAUGGGCGUCUGUUUACUGGCGCUCUCGUACUAUUUUUUUUCAAAAAAAUAUAACCCCCACGUGGCUGAGACGCUGGACUGGUUACCACUAGUGGCUAUAGUGUUGUACAUAUCCAUGUUCUCGAUCGGUUGCGGUCCCAUACCGUACAUAAUCAUCGGGGAGAUAUUCUCGUCAGAACUCAAGUCGAUGGGCACGGGCAUGUCGAUAGCCACCAAUUGGAUAUUGGUCUGGCUGGUAACGUGUCUCGCCGAACCUAUGGACAAAUUUAUCGGCCCGAGUGGUACAUUUUUCGUGUACUCCGGGUUCUGCUUUAUGGGCAUGUUGUUCGUCGUGAAUCGUGUGCCAGAGACCAAAAAUCGAUCUCUAGCUGUGAUUCAAUCGGACCUCGAAAAGAACUAACAGACGGGUUGUAUAUUCCGUCUCGCGGGUCAUGGGUGUGAGACCACUGACCACUCUAAAUAAACACUAUGUCAUUUUGAUUAAAAUUAAACUUAUGAUCGAGAUCUGGAAAUAAAUAUAAUAACAUGUUUUUGUUAUAACCACAUUCGUGAACAAUACCUUCAUGUAUUUGUUUAUAUGUCGUAAUUUAUUUUGGGUGCAUACAUAUUAUUAACGAUGAAAUAUAUUAAACAAUAUGCUCUCAAGAUUUUAACAUUAAAUAUUAAUUGUAAGCAUUACAUAAACACGCUGUACUAAAGUAAUUGGACAUGAUGUGAAUAAACAAUUGAAUUUGUGUCAAAUGAAA
Molecule: messenger RNA, 1790 nt
Organism: Myzus persicae (green peach aphid)
Lineage: Eukaryota; Metazoa; Arthropoda; Insecta; Hemiptera; Aphididae
Product: facilitated trehalose transporter Tret1-like
Exons: 6
Coding region: 77-1444 (455 amino acids)
Biological process (GO): transmembrane transport; carbohydrate transport
Cellular component (GO): membrane
Molecular function (GO): sugar transmembrane transporter activity
Source: RefSeq, a predicted model, not a curated record